UGGCAGGGAGGAGGAGGAGUUACUGUGGUUUUGGUCACAGUUACAUUCACCCGACUGCACUUCUGCAUUUCACACAGAAGCCAAACAUGGCCAGCGUUAACAUGACAGCAGAGCGGAGCCUGCCAUACGCUGCAGUCUUUGGGUCCGUUAUAGCGCUUGGUCUACCUCUCAACGCCGUGUCUCUGUGGAUUCUGCUUCGCCACCACAGCCUCAAGUCCCCCAGCACCGUCUUCAUGGUCAACCUGGCAGUCUCAGACCUGCUGCUCGUCAUCUCUUUGCCCAUGAGGGUCUAUUUCUACGCAACGGGCACGUGGCCCCUCGGCAGCAUGGCAUGCAUCUGGAUCACGAUGCUCUUUCGAAACAACAUCCGCUCCAGCUCCAUCUUUAUCACCUUCAUCAGCGUGGACCGGCUGCUGGCUGUAGUUUAUCCUCUGAGGUCACGGCAUCUUCGGACCUCGUCCAACGCCUGGAAAGGUGCUGCGCUCAUUUGGCUGAUUUUGUUGGCGGUGAACGUCCCAGAGAGUGUGUUUUUUUCAAGGAGUGCAAACAAGGAAAAUGUGACUUCCUGUUUUGAAUUUCCUGAACAUAUGGAUAAGGAGAUUCACAAACCAGGAAUUGAAUAUUUUCAGCUUGUGCUGAUGUUCACCAUGCUGACAGUCAACAUCGUGUCCACUGCUCUGGUGUCUUGGACGCUACGGAGACAUCUGAAUGACUCCGCACGGGUGAAUAACAAAGUGAACGUCAUGCUGCUUUUUGCCAUGAACCUGAUCAUGUUUACUGUGUUCUUCUUGCCUGUGUCCUUGGUUGUUUUGUUCAAGAACGAAGGGAGAGGUGCUUUGACCUGUCUUGCUAGCGUGAACUGCUGUCUCGAUCCACUGUUGUAUUAUUUUUCCUUUGAUGGCUUCUGGAAAAGAAAAGAGUGUCCUGAAACAUCUCUUGAACAAAUAUAGACUGUGGCAGGUUGAAUGGUGUUUGGAUAGAUUAUGUACUGAUUAGCUGUGAGAUUGUUCUGCGUAAAGGUCUGACGGUGCAGCACUGAAUGUAGCGCUCGAGCAAAAAACUGUUGGUUGACCUAAAACAGAAGCAGAGUUAUUUUGGGAACUAAAGCAAAAAGAAAGCACCUACUUUGACUAAUUGUAUUUAUGGAUGUUGCAUUCUAGAUACUGUGAAAAUGUGAAGCUGUUUAGAAACUAGAAACAGAACUGUCGAUCUGAAAACCAAACCUGGAGUUUAGUCGCUCUGCAGUGCCUCUGUGGUCACAUCAAGCUUUUUGUCUGGUUAACUUGUCCAUAUGGUGUUUUUUAAAUUAUUAUAUGCUGGAACCCACAUCAUAAGCUACAUAUCAGUCUACCGAUGCAUCUUUCAAGAAUUACAGUCCUCUAUAACUAAACCGUCUUUUUGUUGUGCAAGAAAUGUGAUUGUGUGGCGUAACAAAUGUCAUUUUUAUUGGACGGUGAAACUGUGAUGUGGAAGGAAAGGUGUCCAGUUUGAAGAGGCAGCGUUGUUCAUGGUUCUUUCUGUGUACGCUGAAGUUUCAUUUUCCAUUCUGUGAUGAACCAGAACUACAACGUGAGGUGAAGGAAAAUCCCUCCUGACAACAUGUGUAAAACUUCUCCAGUUAGUGGGUUUCCAGGGCAACAAGCCCCGCCCCAUUUAAUAUUUUGCUGGCUGACUGAAAAUAAGCAAAAUUAAAGGAAUGAAAUAUGUGGAAAA
Messenger RNA from Stegastes partitus (bicolor damselfish), 1713 nucleotides. RefSeq names its product lysophosphatidic acid receptor 6-like. The record is from RefSeq and is a predicted model, not a curated record. Gene Ontology annotation, cellular component: plasma membrane. Gene Ontology annotation, biological process: positive regulation of Rho protein signal transduction; phospholipase C-activating G protein-coupled receptor signaling pathway. Bases 87 to 950 code for a protein of 287 amino acids. Lineage: Eukaryota; Metazoa; Chordata; Actinopteri; Pomacentridae. Gene Ontology annotation, molecular function: lysophosphatidic acid receptor activity. The transcript has a single exon.